Messenger RNA from Xylaria bambusicola, 1519 nucleotides. RefSeq lists its product as uncharacterized. Lineage: Eukaryota; Fungi; Ascomycota; Sordariomycetes; Xylariales; Xylariaceae. The transcript has a single exon. The coding region runs from base 188 to 1417 and encodes 409 amino acids. The record is from RefSeq and is a predicted model, not a curated record.
CAAUCUUACACAAGCUUGCCACCACCUCCUUUUUGUGGCCGUCCUCGCAGCUUCACAGCAUCAUUUGGAGUCCUGCAAGCCUCUUGUUCCUUUUGUCAUCCCUAUACCUAGCAUAAUCCCCUGACUACUCUCUUUUUCCUACUACCCUAGAUUACUUUCUCGCAUAUAUACUACAGGAACCUCAACCAUGGAUUCCCAGAAAGAUAGCUCCUCCACAUUGGCAACCACCAUCGGUGGCUAUGCUGUUAUUGCCGCUGCCCUCGGAAUAUGGCUAUAUGCCUCCAAUAAAAAAGAACAGAACCGCAGGUCACAUGUGGUCAAGCAGCCUACCAAACACAAUGACAAAGCCAUUGCAACAGAGAGCAAAAAGAAGACCGAGAAAGCCCAAAAGCCCAAGCCCAAACCUGCCCCGGCACCCUCCGAGCGAACCGAGCCGGCCGCAAGCUAUGAUAGAGAAGAGGCCGAGAAAGCCGACAAGAAGGCCGACCGCGACUUCGCUCGUCAGCUGUCCAAUACCCAUGCUGGCACCAAGUUUAAUACCAAAAAGGCAGACGAGAAGCGACAAAAAUCAGUUAAGCAGUCCAAGGCACAAGAGUCCGUGCCGGACAAAAUCUCGGCUCCCUCGUCCACUGCCGGAGAUGCCGAUGAUGAUCUGUCCCCUCAGGUAUCCCCCGUCGUUGCAGCCGCCGACAGCACAGGGGUAUCCGACAUGCUUGAGCCUGUCGCCUCAGGCCCAUCUGUACUCCGUCUAACAGGUACCGAUUCGGUCAAGAAACCUAAAGAGAAAAAGGCGAAGGCACCUGAACAAGUUGAGACUAAGAAACAACGCAACAAUCGUAAGAAGGCAGAGGCGGCUAAGUUGGCGCGCGAGGAGGCUGAGAAGGAACGCCAAGUCUUGAUGGAGCAACAGCGACGAACUGCUCGUAUCGCUGAAGGUCGUCCUGCUAAGGACGGGUCUGCCUUCGUAGCCGCACAGAAUGCCUGGGAUUCCAAGCCCGCCAAUGAUAAGGCUUCUGUCCAGCUACUGGACACAUUUGAGGAAAAAGCAAAGUCGGAAAACAUUAGGCGUUCAGGUUCCGCUUCAGCAGCUCCUACAACGAAGGCCACAACUUCGUCAGACCCCUGGUCAGGUCUGCCUUCUGAGGAGGAACAGCUCGAAAUGAUCCGACAAGAGGAUUCGUGGAAUGAAGUGAAGACCAAGAAGAAGGGCAAGAAGAAGGAUGCUGCCGCUGAGGUCCCGGCAGUUUCGAGCCAACCUACCAAUGACAACACUACUACUGCCCCGACUAUAACCAGUUCCAAACCUGGUAGCGGCGCGAAGAAACCCGUCAUUACCAGCAGUAGCUCUUCCUUUGCUGCCUUGACGCCUGAAGAAACAGGUGACGACGAUGAGCCUGAGGAGGAGUGGGAUGUAUGAUGUGCUCAGCAAGAUUGAAUCUAUCGAGUUCCAACAUGCCCUCGAAAGGUUGCUUCGUCCCAAAUAAACCUGCUUACUCACCAGCACUUUUGCAGAUCUGAC